Molecule: messenger RNA, 339 nt
Organism: Fomitopsis serialis
Lineage: Eukaryota; Fungi; Basidiomycota; Agaricomycetes; Polyporales; Fomitopsidaceae
Exons: 3
Coding region: 1-339 (112 amino acids)
Source: RefSeq, a predicted model, not a curated record
AUGCCCGAUGCGGAACAUGUCCUGGACUUGGAUACCGCGAUUUCAAUGCUGAGGCGCGGAAUCUGCAAGCAGAGCUCUUCCGAGUUGAAGGGAUGGAAGCGGCGCGCGGAGGAUGCAGAGACGCAGGUCUCCUCGUUGCGCAUGCCGGAAGGCUUCGCUGCCAUCGAACAUGCGACACUGCGAACAGAACUCGCUGGCGCGCAAGCACGGCAGGAUGCUCUGCAGAACGAGGUGGAGGCAGAAAAAGAGAAGCGAAUUGCCGCGGAAGAUACGAAGAAGCACUUGCUCUCGCAGCAUGCGGCCCUGACGGAGGACAACGACAGGCUCAAAGAGAACUAG